AUGGGCUAUGAUUUGGAACACGACAUUUAUACAGGACUGUUUAAAGCACAAAUGAUAAAUAGAAUAGAAAUUAGGCGAAUUGAUAUUGCAAUAGAAGGAGAAAUCGAAAAAACACAAGCAGAGCGUAUAUAA
This is a messenger RNA of Ambispora leptoticha, 132 nucleotides long. Lineage: Eukaryota; Fungi; Glomeromycota; Glomeromycetes; Archaeosporales; Ambisporaceae. The record is from the annotation of a GenBank genome assembly.